UUUUAUCGCUAUAUUUCUGUUCUCUAAGAAAAUAAUACAAUAGUACAGAAGUAGAUUAGAUUUUCAGAAGAAAUUUUCAGAAAAUUUCGAAAAUUUCAAUAAUUUUUUUAAAUAAAAUCCUAAAAUGGCAACUUAUUCGAAUCCACAUUGGUUGCUAUGUCACAUACGGAAUUCGUUUAUAUCCACAGACGAUACGGGAAUGUGUGAGACUGUAAUGGUUAGUGAUGAUCUGCCCAAACACUACCUCAAAAAAUUUCAGGGCAAUGGAACACGUAAUUUCCAGCAGCAGCAACAGAGGCGAUCAAUGAUUGCAGGUCAACAACCUCCACAGCCGUUACAUCAUCGUAACUAUGAUCCGCCACUGCAGGAGGUAGAUUUCAUUUGCUAUCCCGGAUUGGAUCAAAGUGAUGACGAAGAAGUUGACCUAACGGCCCAGUCAUUUGAUAUACAAAUGUAUCCGGAAGUUGGGGCGCAUCGUUUCCGUUCAAAUACGGCACAGAAAUUGGAAGAAAUGGAUAGAGCCCGCCGCAAUGCUGCCCAAACGAAACGUGUCAAUUAUGAAGAUGAUGUUGUGAAACCAGAAAGCAAUGAUUUCUUUCAGCGCAAACCUGUGAAACCUCAACCUCCGCUGGAUACGGAUAAAGGGGAGGGAUUAACUGGUGGCAGCAAAUUGAAAAGUAAGCUAUCACUGAAAUUAGCCAAUAGUCCAAAACAUGUGGAGAACAAGUUUCAAAGAUAUGCCGAGUUCGAUGGUACAUCUCAGAUUGGGGUGCCUGUGAAGAGCAUAAAAAUAUUUAUAAGUAUGCUGCCCGAGAAGGAGAAAAAUUAUCCACUGAAAAUAUGUGUUUUGUCGCAUGCAAAGAUAUAUCAGGUCAUUGGUUUGGUGUGUUACAAAGCUUCCAUUGAAUUUCCGGACUUACCCCUAAAAUCUGUGCGACAUUAUGGCCUGUAUAUGACUGAAGAUAAUGAUGAUUUGGAAGAAUUCCCACCGUUAGAUAAUGAUGAGCCUUUUUCCAAAUUUGGCUUUUCACAUCUUACAUUGGCCGAAAGAAAAAAUGUACCCUCCACAGCCGGCCCCACAAAGUCAAUGACUUCAGAAGACGACAAGGCCCGUUUGGCUGCAAUGGCAAUUAGUUCACACAACAACAGCACAGCUGAGGGUGAUGAUAGGGAUGACGUUGAUGGCAGUCACAAUAAUGUGGUGGCUGAUGGCCGCGUUGAUGAUUUGGAAGAACGUAUUCUAAGUCAAGAUGAUAUGUUGGAGGCUCCAGUUUAUCGCACCUAUACCCUUAAUAUUAUCGAUAAGAAAUUCUUUAAAACUGAAGUAAUUUUGGGCAUAUCUGGCGAGCGUAUCGAAAUCGAUCAGCAUAAACAUGGUAAAUUCUGGACUAAACAACGGGCCGUAACAUAUCCCAUUGAUGCAGUGGCACAUUGUGAAAUUGUCGAAAAACGAACAAUGAAAGCAGUCCUGCGUAUAUGGUUAAAAUCAGCAUCGGCCAUAAAUGCCAUCAACUUAAAUGAUACCAAAUCAGCUGGAUUAAGUGUUACAGCACAUUCACCCACCAGCCCUGGACAUUAUCCACAUUUUUCAUCGCCCUUCAACUUCCUAGGAAGUUCAACAAACACCGCCAGCACAUCAUCAACAUCGCAUCCCACAUCAUCAUCAUCGUCUACACAAAGUAUACGUUUUAAACAUUACGAUUUUGAAACCACACUGCCUACGGCUGAACAAAUAUUCAAAAAACUUAAUUGUAUACUAGAGAUGACCUCAUCGGAGGUACGUCGAGAAUUUCUUAGCAUAAAACAACGUAAAUUGGAAAAGAGUCAAGCUAAAAAGCAUCUCAAAUUGUAGUAUCUAAAAAGUUUCUAUAUGCAAUGCUAUCGAUAUCUGUUGCAUUCCUGUGUAACCGGAAAGUGCAAUGAUAUACAAGCUGUAUUGCCACUGCAAAAAUCACAAUAUCUAAAAUAGUUUUAAGGAAAUGAGGUGGAAUAAAUCUCGGUCAGAAGAAAAUUAAACUGCGGUGCGGUGCCAGCGAUUCAAAUCUAUUAUUUACGAUAAUUUAUUAUGAUGUAAAAUUGAAAUGAACAAUAUAAUGGCAUUUGUCGUAAAACGAGUCAAUAGUUAAUAUAGUAUUUUUCUCAUCCCUGGCAAGAACUUAAGUUAUGGCCUGGCUUUACAAAAAUUGGCUGUAGUUUUAUUUCCUUUGCAAUAAUACUUAUAAACUACAGAUCAUUUCCUAUCCAAGCGACCAAACACCUCUGUCUCAUUUAUGUUUAUUAUAGUAAACUUUUAACACAAAUUCUUAGUUUCAAAGUAAUUGUAAAACUAAACUCAUAAUACAUUUUUUACAAUAAGUUAAGUUUUAAUAAUAAGAUUAAUUAUAUUUUGAUUUCACAAAAAAAAAAAAAAAACAUUACUAAAUUUUAAGAUUAAGUCACUUUAUAAAAGCAAAAUGCAAACAUAAAACUUACAUUAGAUAAAUAUACUUUAUAUUCAUGAGUAUUAACUUCAAAUCUAUUCUCUACAUUAUAAAAUUAAUACAUGAACAACUAAACACCAAUACAAAUGUCUAAUCAUGUCAAAUGCUUGUCAGUGAGAUUGACACACAAAUCGUCUGGGUGAUCUUGAAAAACACAACAAACAGCUCUUAAUAAUCGGAAAUAAAGGCUUAACAAUAUGUUAAUCGUAAAUUUAAAAAUAA
This is a messenger RNA of Musca domestica (house fly), 2702 nucleotides long. It is a transcript of the gene Sin1, whose product is annotated as stress-activated map kinase-interacting protein 1. The record is from RefSeq and is a predicted model, not a curated record. The transcript has 2 exons. Gene Ontology annotation, molecular function: phosphatidylinositol-4,5-bisphosphate binding. Lineage: Eukaryota; Metazoa; Arthropoda; Insecta; Diptera; Muscidae. The coding region runs from base 125 to 1852 and encodes 575 amino acids. Gene Ontology annotation, cellular component: TORC2 complex; cytoplasm; plasma membrane. Gene Ontology annotation, biological process: TORC2 signaling.